Messenger RNA from Aspergillus wentii DTO 134E9, 2934 nucleotides. Its product is annotated as putative C6 transcription factor QutA. Gene Ontology annotation, molecular function: zinc ion binding; DNA binding; DNA-binding transcription factor activity, RNA polymerase II-specific. Bases 125 to 2917 code for a protein of 930 amino acids. NCBI's taxonomy places the organism in Eukaryota, Fungi, Ascomycota, Eurotiomycetes, Eurotiales, Aspergillaceae. The record is from RefSeq and is a predicted model, not a curated record. The transcript is spliced from 2 exons. Gene Ontology annotation, biological process: DNA-templated transcription; positive regulation of transcription by RNA polymerase II.
CGAAGCAAUUCAACCUGUCACACCUGUUAAGAAAGCUGCCGGCAAAAGAUUCAUCUCGGUCAUACGAUCUAUCUGAAAAUGAACAUGCGUCCGGAACAACUCGUGGACCGUUGAGUAAACGAUCAUGAGCAACGAUACGCGCCAAGCCUCUGGGGGCAGCGUCAAAGCGAAGCGACGAUAUACUGAUGCAGACGAGGAUGGCAGGCAAAAUGCCGCUGACGAUUAUACCUCUCAUCCAAAGCGACAGCGCGUCUCCCGGGCGUGCGACAGCUGUCGCUCGAAAAAAGACAAAUGCGAUGGGGUUCAACCAGUGUGUUCGACGUGCGCGUCGCUCUGCCGGCCCUGUACGUACAAAGCGAACCCCAAGAAAAGAGGUGUACCGACCGGUUACAUUCGUACACUCGAAUUACUAUGGGGAAUCGUCUUUUGCAAAAUUCAGGGGAGCGAGGAGGUGGUGCGGGCCCUAUUGAGGGCGGCAAAUAUACCCAGUCAUCUAGCGACAAUGGGAAAGGAGGCGGAAGGAUCGGACACACUUCUCUCUUCGUGGAAAAACAGCAUUGUGUUGAGGGAGAUCGAAAGGAUAUUAGCCUUCUUGGAUCAGCCCGAGGAGGAACAGGAAAAAGCGAAUCGAGUAUCUACCGACUCGCCGCAGGAAGCUGAGGGAAGCAGUGUCCUUUCUUCCGACACCCUCGAAUGGCAGAUUCCUGAAGGAUUUGGAGACGGGCGCGAGACUUCGCUACCCGCAGCCUUCUCGCCGGUAAAAACGCCCAAACUAGGCUCAACGACCAACCUUUAUACUUCUCGUGCAACCAGAGACUCUGGUACCCAAACCCUCCCAUCCGAUGAUGUUCCAACUGGAACGCACGGUCCUCUAAUCGACGAAUUCCCACAAACCCUCACAACAUUUCCCCCUUCUAAGGAUGGGACGGGGACGCGUCUUGAACUCCCUUCUAAUGCAUGGUCCCUGCUCGACAUUUACUUUUCAUACACACAGUGUUGGUUCCCAAUACUCGAGAAGCAUGAUAUCCUCCGGACGGCAUUUCGGGACACAGCAGGGGAGAUGCGAGUCUCUUCCUCCUCUCCAGGGUCUGGGGAUUACGCGGCAUUAUGGGCCGUCCUGACGUUUGCUUCCAUUCAGGAAGCAUCGAUUACCAAUACCCGCCAGUUCACAGACCUCCCCAGCGACCGACCUGACCCCGAGCAGCUUUAUGCCACAGCCCGAAGUUUGAUCCCUCUUGAAAAUGGGGUUUACGAAAUCGGCCAUGUCCAAGCGAUAAUGCUUCUGUCUUUGGUCAAAUUUGGCCAACAGGAAUGGACUGCAGCAUGGAUGCUUGUAGGACAGGCGGUUCGGAUCUCGCGCUCGCUCGGGAUAGAUCACCCCCCUGCGGCCAUAGAAGAAGGGAAACCUGCUGCGCGAUCGAAACAUGUGUUUCUAGGUUGUUUCAUUCUCGAGACUCUGAUCGCCACGAAGACAGGUCAGGUGCCAACACUACGCAAGGAAGACCUCAUGAGAGUCGGCCCAGUCAAUGAAGAUGGCCUGGAAGAAUGGCAUCCAUGGGAAGACCAGACUGGUCUCCGCCCAACAAAGUCCUCCCGCGAUUCUUUCCACCGUGGACCUCUUCAUGCACUAAGUACUUUCAACCGUCUCGUUUCAUUGGUCUCUAUCCUGAAUGAAUUGUGCUGUCUCAAGCAAAACCUGACUUACUCCAUUCCACAACUGGAGCUGCUGGAGCGCCAGUUACAACUCUGGGUCACUGCCCUUCCAAAAAGCUACCGGGUUGAUCUGCAGACAACCAAGCUAGCUUCACCACAUAUCUUCGGUCUCGAAAUGAUGUACGAGGGGAUUGUCACGUGCAUGAGUCUACAAUUUGCAAUGCAAGAAGGUGGCCGAAACAUAGCGGAUGCCCCUUGCAGAAAGCGAGCCAUUGAAAGCUCGAAGAGAUCGCUGCUGUUACUUCAGACUUACAUGGAGAACUACAGUCUUUCGGCAACAUCUCCUACAUUUGGGAUGAUGCUUACCUUUGGUCUUAAUGCACCCGGAGAGGGGGCGAUUCCGCAAUCAUCAUCCGAGCUCGAAUAUGGGCUGAAGAGUAAAUUGCAAACCUUUUCUUCUCAUCUUACAUCAGUAUGGUCUGCACAAGGAAAACCCACAGCGGAAAUGGGGUUUACCGAAAGGGAUCAAAUAGGCCGACAGGAUAACCUUUCAACAAUGGGCACACCCGAGCAGAGCACAAUUAUGGAUAAUGUUCCUGUUCAGAGCUCCCGACCGAGGAGCGAUUCACGACGAUUACAUCCAACAGAUGAAGCACGUACUGGGCUCGUGACAUCGAGCCCCUUUAUGCCAGAUUCUUGGAUGAGAACAGCGCCUACUCUUGAUGAAAACGCUUCUUUAUCAAUUCCAACACCAACACCCACCUUGACGAGCAGAACGUCGGAAGCAUCUCGUCCGCCUCCACCGUUGAACGGCCCUGCAUCCGGCAGACUGCGUCCAUCUCUCACUUCAAACACGAAACCUAUGAAUGGAGCCGGUGCCAUGAUACCUGACAUACCAUCCCCGUUCCCCUCCACCACUGAACAAUACCCGCCAGCAUACAGCGACCCGAACCUAAACCUUGAAUCUUUUGUCGACAUUGAUGGAUACGGACCUCCCCGACGUCCGAGAAUUGCACCCGAUCUUGAUGCUUUGUUUGACGAACUAGCGUCGCUGGACGGAACUGAAAAAACCGAUAACCAACCGGAAUUCAUGCAGAAUUUGGGGUUCGUUCCGGACGCUGGGAUCCCUGAAUUGUAUUCAUACUCCAGUCAAGUUGAGCCUUUCCUUCUAGCUCAAACCCAACAACUCUCCUGCUCGGAGCCUGCGCCCGCCGUACGACGAGAAUCACAACAGACGAAUAGCUCUUCGCAUGCCCAAAGAUGAGCGUGGGAUUCGACAUC